CGCUGACCACAGUGAGUCAAGCAUCGUUUGGAAUUUCUGGUUUCUUGUGAUAUUCUAGUGUACAUAAAACCAGGAUCGACCAUGUUGUGCUACUGGACCGUAGCAACAAUAGCAAUUUUAUAUGUACUUUUUGAUGUGAAUUAUUUCCUGAGAAUUAUUUUCACGAUCGGCUGGGGAAGAUUAUUUCAAAAGAGAAAGAAGAUCCUGGAGCCAACUGCUAUUUAUGGAAUAUGCUUCACUCAAGACAUCGAUUUAGUCUUCAAGCAUAUGAACAAUGCGAGAUAUCUUCGUGAAUUAGAUUUUGCACGAUUCCACUAUUAUGAUAGGUCUGGUCUUUUUUCUGGAAUUAGUGCCAAAGGAGGUGGCAUGGUUCAAGGUGCAUGUUCCACUCGUUAUCGAAGACCACUUCCGAUUUUCACUCCUUACAAAAUUACCACUCAGCUAAUUUAUUGGGAUGACAAGAAUUUCUACCUCGAACAUCAAAUCAUAAGUCUCCCGGACAAUUUCAUUCGAGCAGUCGUUUUGAGCAAACAAAGCGUCACUAGCCUGAAAGUACCUGUACCAGAAAUCGUCGCCAAAGUCGAUCCAACUGCUAAAAAACCAGAAUUUUCCAGAGAACUGAAAUUAUGGCUUGACUCGAUGGCAGAGUCUUCCGAAAAAUUAAGAAAGAAAAAUUGAAAAUUACUGAUCCCAGAAGCCCGAUAAGAGAUUUGAAAGACUUAAAUAUGGAUCUCAACUCUUAUUGCCUCAAUUUUGCUACAAAUUUUAUUCUCUCCUUGCAUUCGUUAAUUGUGAACGACUUGCAUAACCUCAUAUUUAUUUUUCUCCCAUAUAUGUGAUAAGUUUUAUUUACCGAUUGUGUGAAUGUACAUAGGGAAUAAAUUGUUUCUUACAAAA
Molecule: messenger RNA, 897 nt
Organism: Belonocnema kinseyi
Lineage: Eukaryota; Metazoa; Arthropoda; Insecta; Hymenoptera; Cynipidae
Product: protein THEM6
Exons: 3
Coding region: 82-678 (198 amino acids)
Source: RefSeq, a predicted model, not a curated record